AUGGCAGCAUUGGAUGUUGACAUGAUGAAGAUCGAUCACCAUGUACGCAAUUUGAAGUUAGCAGGACAUGUUGGCUUCGACAGUCUUCCAGAUCAGUUGGUGAACAAGAGUGUCCAAAAUGGGUUCGUCUUCAACAUAAUGUGCAUUGGCGAAACCGGAUUAGGCAAAUCCACCCUAAUGGACACCCUCUUCAAUACAAGCUUUGAGUCAAGUCCAAGUCCGCACACCCUCCCCAACGUGAAACUAAAGGCCCACACCUACGAACUACAAGAAAGCAACGUUCGCCUAAAACUCACCAUCUGCGACACUGUUGGCUACGGCGAUCAAAUCAACAAGGACGACUCCUUCAAAGCUGUUGUCGACUACAUUGACGCACAAUUUGAGGCUUAUCUGCAGGAAGAAUUGAAAAUCAAGCGAUCGUUGGGAACCUGCCACGACAGUCGCAUUCAUAUUUGCCUCUAUUUUAUCUGCCCGACCGGACAUGGCUUGAAAUCCCUGGAUUUGGUGUGCAUGAAGAAAUUAGACACGAAAGUUAAUAUUGUACCGAUUAUCGCAAAAGCCGAUACUGUCUCGAAAACGGAACUGCAACGGUUCAAAGCGAAAAUCAACCAAGAAUUACAAGCGAAUGGUGUUCAAAUCUACCAAUUUCCGACCGAUGAUGAAACUGUUUCAGAAAUUAAUGCAACAAUGAAUGGACAUGUACCGUUUGCUGUUGUUGGAAGUACCGAAUUUGUGCGAUUGGGAAAUAAAAUGGUGCGCGCUAGACAGUACCCAUGGGGAACGGUACAAGUUGAAAAUGAAUCUCAUUGCGAUUUCGUAAAAUUACGUGAAAUGUUGAUUCGAACAAAUAUGGAGGACAUGCGUGAAAAGACCCAUACAAAGCAUUAUGAGUUGUACCGGCAAAAGCGUUUGGAGCAAAUGGGCUUCACCGACGUCGAUAGCGACAAUAAACCGGUAUCAUUCCAACAAACUUUUGAGGCCAAACGAUCAAAUCAUUUAGCUGAGUUACAAGCCAAGGAAGAGGAAGUGCGACAAAUGUUCGUUCAACGUGUCAAAGAAAAAGAAUCGGAACUGAAAGAAAGUGAAAAGGAUCUUCAUGCAAAAUUCGACAAAUUGAAGAAGGACCACGCUGAAGAGAAGAGAAAACUUGAGGAAUCUCGUAAGAAACUUGAGGAGGAGUUUGUAGAGUUUACACGACGUAAAACUCAAAUGACUGCAUCACACCACACAUUAACAUUGGGCAAAAGCAAGAAGAAGUGAAUGAGAUUUGUUUUGUUCGUAAAACUUCUAAUUAUCUGGUGGUAGUAAAGUAACCUAGAUGCAUAACAAAUACCACCAAUUUCUACAUAAUCUGGACUCCAUUACCAAACUUAUGUAUUUUGUUUAAGAUUAGAUGCAGUUUUACGAAAACAUGCAUACAAUAUUGUUUUUUCAGGCAUGUGCUUUUAUAUGAAUAGAGAAGAAAUGUAUUUACGAAACAAAAAAGUCUACGUUCGCAUAUAUUAUAAAACAAUUUAUAUUUUAUUGAAUUGCAUGAAACUUUACAGUAAUAUAUUACUGCGCACAACUUUAUCGUAGGGAGAGCAACAGAUACAACGAGAUGCUCUUCAAACCCUGAUUUACUUCGGUCCAACAUCUACUUGAGAAUUGCGAGGGAAACUCGACAGAUUGUUCAUUUAUUCAUAGAUGAGUUAAUUAUUAAAAUAUAUAUCGUGCGAAUGGAAUAAAGUUUAAACUUUAAA
Molecule: messenger RNA, 1742 nt
Organism: Hermetia illucens (black soldier fly)
Lineage: Eukaryota; Metazoa; Arthropoda; Insecta; Diptera; Stratiomyidae
Product: septin-2
Exons: 6
Coding region: 1-1260 (419 amino acids)
Biological process (GO): cytoskeleton-dependent cytokinesis
Cellular component (GO): cell division site; septin ring; microtubule cytoskeleton
Molecular function (GO): GTPase activity; molecular adaptor activity; GTP binding
Source: RefSeq, a predicted model, not a curated record